AUUCAAGAAUCACCGCUUGAGCAGUCAACAAUAGCCGAUAACCGAUUCGGGACCGCGAAAAUACCACACACACUUAACUUUCAGCUUGUGGAGCGUAACGAGACUACAAAACAGAUUCCAGUUCCUGAUUUUUAAAUUAGUUUGGAAUUUUUGUUUUUGAAAGAAAACCAAACACAGCCGCCGUCCGAUUUGAAAUUAAUUUGCAACGCGAAAUAUUUACAUAACCAGUAGAAGCAGCAACCGGAGCAACAGCAGAUCGGACGGAAGGUCAACAGGCGGGCAGACUUAUAUAAUUGCAGCAGACACAAAAGCCUUCACAUCCACACAAUGACGGGGUACAAUGCCAAAGGCGAUAUGGCCACCAGCAAUGGCAACCAUCGGAACGGCCACUGCAAUGGCAGCAGCAGCAACGGCAACGGCAACGGCGACAGGCAGGCCGACGACUUAGCGCAGGAGAACCAAACCAAUAAUGGAAAAAUCCAAUGUUCUCUUACGCCCGAAGAGCUGAGGGCUUUGCGGGUGCUCAACGAAGACACGUAUCCAUAUGAGGUUAUCCAGGAAAUCGCCGACUUCAUUGUGAAGGGCGCUGGCAUGCGGCCCAAGAUCGGCAUCAUUUGCGGGUCGGGACUCGGCUCGCUAGCCGACAUCAUAACGGAUGCCAAGAUCUUCGAGUACGAGAAGAUCCCCAACUUCCCGGUGUCAACGGUGGAGGGUCAUGCCGGCAAGCUGGUCGUCGGCCAUCUGGAGGGCGCCAUUGUGAUGGCCAUGCAGGGACGGUUCCACUUCUACGAGGGCUAUCCCCUGGCCAAGUGCUCCAUGCCGGUGCGCGUGAUGAAGCUGUGCGGAGUGGAGUACCUGUUCGCCACCAAUGCGGCUGGCGGUAUCAACCCCAAGUAUGCGGUGGGUGACAUCAUGCUUAUGCAUGACCACGUCAACAUGCUGGGCUUUGCCGGUAAUUCUCCGCUGCAGGGACCCAACGAUCCUCGCUUCGGGCCACGCUUUCCAGCCCUUGUCAACUCUUACAACAAGGACCUUAUCAACAAGGCCCUCGAGAUCGGCAAAUCCAUGGGAAUCGAGUCGAACAUGCAUGUGGGCGUGUACUCCUGCCUCGGCGGACCCACCUACGAGACCAUUGCCGAGCUGAAGGCGCUCCGCAUGAUGGGCGUCGACGCUGUGGGUAUGUCCACGGUGCACGAGGUCAUCACUGCCCGGCACUGCGACAUGAAGGUGUUCGCUUUCAGCCUGAUCACUAACAAGUGCUCCACCGAGUACAGCGACAUGAAGGACGAGGAGGCUACCCACGAAGAGGUCAUGUCCGUCGCCAAGAACAGACAAAAGGCGUGCUGUGAACUCGUCGCUCGACUGGUCCGCGAAAUCCAAGCUGAAUCUUAA
Molecule: messenger RNA, 1392 nt
Organism: Drosophila persimilis
Lineage: Eukaryota; Metazoa; Arthropoda; Insecta; Diptera; Drosophilidae
Product: purine nucleoside phosphorylase
Exons: 3
Coding region: 328-1392 (354 amino acids)
Biological process (GO): nucleoside metabolic process
Cellular component (GO): cytoplasm
Molecular function (GO): purine-nucleoside phosphorylase activity
Source: RefSeq, a predicted model, not a curated record